AUGAAUAAAGAUUGGGUAAGAAGUAAAAAGGAGAUUAAUGCAAAAUAUAACCUUAGGACCUUCAUUGAAGCAUCCCCAGAUGUGAAAGGAAAGUACGAAAUUAUAGAUUUACCUGCAAUUGAUUUAUCUCUUUAUAAGGAAGGUCCUGAAAAUCUUGAAAGUCGUCAAAAGCUUGCAAUUAUAUUAGAAGAGUCAUUAAUGGAACAUGGAUUCUUUAAAUUGGUAGGCCAUGGUAUAGAGAAAGAAGUUUUUGAUAAUUUAAAAGCAAUUGGCCAGUCCAUUUUUGAAUUGCCCGAAGAAGAGAAAUCAAAUUUCAUAGCAAGUAGUCAAUUUAUUGAAGAAGAAAGAAAUAGAGAUUUGGGUGUAGUUAGAGGGGUUGGAUUUAAGCCAAAAGGUUACUGGACCUACGCAAACGAAACUAAGGAUAAUGUGGAAUUCUUUAAUGUUCGUCAUUUCUUACACAAAGACAUUUUUUUCAAUAGACUCUCGUAUCCAGAAUUCGUGAGAAAUAAUUUAGACGAUAUUUUCAACUAUUUUAGAUAUUUGCACUUUAAAGUGUUGAAGAAAGUUUUGAAUCUAAUAGAUAUAGUUUUGGAAUUGCCUGAGGGAACUCUUUGGAAGAAAUUUUUUAAGGUUGUAGAUAAUGAAAUUGAUAAUUCAGGGGGUGGAUUUGGAAGAUUUUUGUUGUACCAUGAGGUUGAUAAAAAUUAUAAUAAAUCAACUAAUAAUACUUGGAUGAGGGGCCAUACUGAUGCUACUGCUUUAACUUUCAUUGUUUCCCAACCAAUUCUUUCUUUGCAAAUUAGAGACUAUAAAACUCAAGAAUGGAAGUUUGUGAGUUACACGCCAAAUUCAUUAGUCGUAAAUAUUGGUGACGCUUUUCAGCAGCUUACUGGAGGCUACUUUAAGUCUUCAGUCCAUAGAGUUGUUACUUCUAUAGGUCAUCAAAGCCAUUUUAAGAGAAAUACAAUAAUAUAUUUUUGUGAUCCUUCAAGAAAUACCUACAUUGAUCCAGAAGAGCUCAAUUCACCUAAAUUGAAUGCUUUGGGCUUAAAGUCUGAUCUGAAAAGACGGGUUACUUUUGGUGAAUGGGACGAUGCAAAAGGUAGGAUUCUUAACAAGAAAAGUAAUACCCAAUCUAAACCAUUAAAUAUCUUGGGCAGAGAGUCCAUUGGCUCUUUGAUACCUGAUAUAAUAAAAUCCUCAAGAAGUUAA
Molecule: messenger RNA, 1215 nt
Organism: Debaryomyces fabryi
Lineage: Eukaryota; Fungi; Ascomycota; Pichiomycetes; Serinales; Debaryomycetaceae
Exons: 1
Coding region: 1-1215 (404 amino acids)
Molecular function (GO): dioxygenase activity
Source: RefSeq, a predicted model, not a curated record